AUGUUGGGCGAAAAUCACGACCAUAUCUUCCCGGUCGACAUUCGAGACACGCAGACCGUCGGGGACCUUAAAGACUUGAUCAAGGAAAAGAAGAAGCCGGAAUUUGAUGAUAUUGCCGCUCAUAGACUCCAGCUACAGCAGGUCAACCUGCCUGUCGACGAGACGCUCAAAGACUGUCUUGACAAUCUUACACCAGAGCAAUUCUUACCAUCUGUGACUCAAUUGUCCAACCUGUUCGACGAUCGACACAUCAAAGAACGCCUGCAUAUCGUUGUCCAAGUUCAAAAGCCACCUGAGCCUGCCGGGUCUUCUAGACCGCUCCACCUUAAGCUCAACUGCCUUGUGUUGCGCGAACAUCGCAACAAUAUCUUCUCGGUCUACAUUCGAGACACGGAGAACGUCGCGGACCUUAAAUACUUGAUCAAGGAAAAGAAGAGGCCAGAAUUUGAUGAUAUUGCCGCUCAUAGACUCAAGCUACAGCAGAAGGUCAACCUGCCUGUCAACGAGACGCUCAAAUACUGUCUUGACAAUCUUACACCAGAGCAAUUCUUAUCACCUGUGACUAAAUUGCUCAAAGUUUUUAAAUAUCGACCCGACGAAGAACACCUGCAUAUUGUUGUCCAAUCGCCGCAUACAGUUCCUGUGGUGCCACAGAUUUCAGUUGUUGGUCGACGAUUGACUUAUCUCCAGAAGAGCACAGGUCCUCCGUCAGCUGGUGCAAAAUUGGCCACAUUCUCUGCAACACAGGAGAAGGAAGAGUACCUUUGCAAUCGUCCUCGCAGAGCCGCGGACUCUCUUCCAGUUACUCUUCUUGAACGUAUCUUCGCCGAAUUCGUGGAUGAUUGUCAAAAUUAUCAACCAACUGCCUACGAUAACGACUUUGUUUUGCAACUUUCGGAAAAUAUGUCCUCCUUCUAUCCCGAUGAGCUCACGCGGAUGAAUGUAUUCAGACAGUUUGUGCAGGUGAUAAUAGAGGGGAAGAACGAGAUCGGAAGCGGCGGUGCCGAACCAUUCGCGGAGGCAAUGUUGCACUACCGGAAGUUUAUGGAAAACUCGCAGAUUGAGAUAGUGAGGCUCCGGUCUGUGAUUCCAUGCAUCCAUAUCAUUGUGUUCGGCGCCUGCAUUGGCUUUGCUGGCUCUGUUUUCAUCGAAAAGGUCCAAUUGAUGGCGGCUCGUACUUUCGGAGCUCUGAAAAUCGCCACCGAGAAACUCGGAAAGCUGUACUCCCAACCAAUUCCCCUCCUCGAAGACGAAGAUGCAUCUCUAGGAUGUCCUUAUCCUCGGGAUUAUACCCAUUCAGGAGAUCACAUUCAGCAAUUCUCGUAUGAUGAAACUCAGAGCCUCAGGGAUCGACUUAUCUUCUUCGGGAAAACGGUCGGCGAUGUGGCUGGGAGUGGGAGAAAGAUAUGUAUCAAGUUCGUCAGGCACUAUUCACGUGAGGCCCACGACUUCUGUGCGGGAAAAGGGCACGCUCCGAAACUUAUCGCCUACAACACUUUAGCCGGUGGCUGGAAUAUGGUGGUUAUGGAUGUGCUUGAUAUUGAUGAUGGUCGCUCUGCGCAACGGCCUAGCUCAUAUCGAUCGCUGAGUGCGAUGGCUGUUUUGGACCGCCAGCCGCUGAAGGAGGCCAUCUCAUCUCUUAUCAAGAAGUUACACGCUGACGGCUACGUUCAUGGCGACCUUCGGGAUAUGAAUUUCGUUGUGAGGGACAACAAUAAAGACUUCAUGCUGCUCGAUUUCAAUUGGGCUGGACUGACCGAAAAGGCCCAUUAUCCUAUGUAUGUUAAUCGGAAGGAUAUUUGA
This is a messenger RNA of Suillus paluster, 1803 nucleotides long. RefSeq lists its product as uncharacterized. The coding region runs from base 1 to 1803 and encodes 600 amino acids. The transcript has 8 exons. NCBI's taxonomy places the organism in Eukaryota, Fungi, Basidiomycota, Agaricomycetes, Boletales, Suillaceae. The record is from RefSeq and is a predicted model, not a curated record.